AGUUAGCUUUGCAUUUUGCACAUUUAAAAUUAGUUCAUAUCUUGAUUAAAAUUGCAAUUGUUUUUUAAAAGAUCAACAAAUUCAAAAUCUCUCUUGUGUUAAAAUGGAAAAACUACGCAGUUUCUUCUUCAAAGCCAAACCCAUGCAAGAUGAUUUGGGCAUGCCUCAAGAAGAUCAACAAACCGAAGAUGUGAUAACUCAAAAACAGGACAUGGAACAACAAUUUUAUAAUGUAGAACAGGGCAGCGAUAGCAAUACCUUAGCUGACAAUGAGGAAGGUAAGCCCAACGAUAUUAUUAAGAUAGCAGCUGGCGUCGUAGGAGAAAAAGAUAUCUUUGGAUCCAGUCGACAAGUUCCAGAUGGGCAAACUCAAACGCAAACAGAGGUUCAAAUACCGCCCUCUGUGACGUCACCCUCGCCUCCAACAAUGGAAAUACCGGACGCACAAUUAAAAAUUGAAUCAGAAAUUGAGAUGCCUUUACCGAAUGCUAAAGUACCAAAAUAUCGUGAAGAGCAACCCGUGCUGAUUGAUUAUAAUAAAGAAUUUGUGAAAUUCAUAGAUCAACAUACGCCCAAAGGUUUCUCCCAGAAACUAGAGGAAAUGGUACCCUAUUUGGGUGCCAGUUUUAUAUCCUGGCCAACAUAUUGGCUUUAUAGGGGAAUCCAUUGGCAACAGAAACGAAAUACGGAAAGAAUUGGCCUCUACAUACAGAGGACUUUUCAGCAUGCCAAAAUGUUGCAGUUGGUUAUUUUGGCCACUGGUCUUCUAAUGGCCACCACAGCGGGUCGUUCGUCUUCAGGUCUAUUGAUACAUGAAGUAUCAAAUAAGGGAUCACAAAUUCAAAAUGACAACUAAACUUAACAAAAGAGGUAGACAGCAGCUGGCUAUAACAAAUCUUUCAGUAUAGAUUUAGUAAAUUUAGUUUAAUACAUAUUUUUGGAACGAAAAUUCACAAAAAACAAAAAAAAAAAAACAAAAACAUAAUAAAAUGGGCAUUUUAAGCACUAUUCACAGCUUAAAGAACUGGACAAUGGAGCAUGUCUGGCAUGCUUUAGUUCAACC
Messenger RNA from Drosophila willistoni, 1063 nucleotides. RefSeq lists its product as uncharacterized. The transcript has 2 exons. Lineage: Eukaryota; Metazoa; Arthropoda; Insecta; Diptera; Drosophilidae. Bases 104 to 856 code for a protein of 250 amino acids. The record is from RefSeq and is a predicted model, not a curated record.